Procambarus clarkii (red swamp crayfish) is the source of this 3967-nucleotide messenger RNA. RefSeq names its product putative ATP-dependent RNA helicase kurz (gene kz). Gene Ontology annotation, molecular function: helicase activity; ATP binding; RNA binding. Gene Ontology annotation, biological process: maturation of SSU-rRNA from tricistronic rRNA transcript (SSU-rRNA, 5.8S rRNA, LSU-rRNA). NCBI's taxonomy places the organism in Eukaryota, Metazoa, Arthropoda, Malacostraca, Decapoda, Cambaridae. The record is from RefSeq and is a predicted model, not a curated record. Gene Ontology annotation, cellular component: intracellular anatomical structure; nucleolus.
GCCCGGGCACCACCAGUAGUAAAUAAACCCAUGUGGAAGGUCCAUCUGUGGCACCUCUGAAGUUCUGAAAACUUCCAAUCCCGUUCUGGCACUCACCGGCAUCGCUUGGAGAAGUUUCCACACUAAGUGCACUUAUCAUAGGAAAGAGGAAGGAGUGUAACAUAUCUAGAGUCCUGCUAGAAGUCCCCCACGAAUCGGAUUUAUAAUGGGGAGGGCAAGGCAGAAAUAUAAAUCGAGGCCGACUGUAGUCACCGAUGACUCUGAGCUUAGGAAGAUUAAGGUUGAACUCGAAUCUUCAAGCAAGUAUGAUGCCAGUAAUGCACUGGUUCUUCCAUCAAAAAAACGUGCCACAAAAAAGUUACGAGACAAGAAUGCAGCUCCAGUUAAACUUCUGUCAAAGAAAAAACGAAAGCAGCUGGAGAAAAUUGUGGACCAAAAGAAGAAAAAGGAAAAUCGUGCCAGUCUCAUUGCAGCACUACAGGAGGUCCAGGCUGAUCCCAAGGAUCUGGUUAAGUUGACACAACUUCAGGUGACCCAGACGCUUGGAAGGAAAAAGUUUUUAGCGGAAGAUUAUACGAGUUUACCGAGCAAUGACAGAGAUGAGGAAGAGGGAAAGGUGGUGAGCUGUGUCAAGGGACUGAAGCGAAAGAAACCUCAGAAGGAGGAGGACGAGGAAGAGGAUGAGCAAGAAAAAUGUGGUGAUCCAAAUGUUGUCAGACUUGGGGAAAUAUCUAGCAGUAGUGAUGAAAGUGAAGACGAGGAAGAAGAGGAACUAGAAAAGAGUGAUCCAAAUGUAGAAGUAAAGGACAUGCAGCAACAAGAAAAAGACACUAAUCAGGAAUCAGAAGUUAACCUGAGCUGUAGAAAGCCAUCAGAGGUACAACAAAAUGAGACAAAAGCUAUUGAUCCACCUAAGAAGCCAGCAAAGCCAGCUGUGUUCAUGAACUUAAACCGCACUGCUGUCAUCGAAGCAGCAAGACUUAAACUUCCAAUUCUAGCAGAAGAACAGACAAUAAUGGAGGCAAUAAAUGAAAAUGCUGUCACAGUCAUUGUGGGAGCAACAGGUAGUGGCAAAACAACACAAGUACCUCAGUUCCUAUAUGAGGCAGGAUAUACAAGUGAUGGCAAGAUGAUUGGUAUCACUGAACCAAGACGUGUUGCUGCAAUUUCAAUGUCUCGGAGAGUUGCACAGGAGAUGAAUCUGUCGGCAAAAGAAGUGUCAUAUCAGAUUCGGUUUGAAGGAAACACAACACCAGAGACGAAGCUCAAAUUUAUGACAGAUGGUGUUUUGCUGAAGGAAAUCCAAUUGGAUCCAACCCUGAAGAAGUACUCAGCAAUAAUAAUUGACGAAGCACAUGAGCGCAGCGUCUUUUCAGAUAUUUUGAUUGGCAUUCUCUCUCGAAUGAUUAUUAGACGCCAAGCUAAGGGCAAGCCUCUAAAACUCAUAAUUAUGUCAGCCACCUUGAGGGUUGAAGACUUCACUGAAAAUGCUCGUCUCUUUAAGCCACCCAAGCCUCCAGUUAUAAAGGUUGAUGCAAGAAUGUUUGAUGUUACCAUCCAUUAUAAUAAGCAGACGCCUGAGGAUUAUGUGGCAGAAGCGUACAAGAAGACUUGCAAGAUUCAUCGACAGCUUCCUGAGGGAGGGAUACUGGUCUUUUUAACAGGUCAGCAGGAAGUGAAUAACUUGGUUCGCAAGUUACAUGCCACAUUCCCCAUGCGAACUAACAGCAAAGAUGAAAAGCAAACAAAUGUUAGUGGAUACAGAAGGAAAAAGCUUGAAAUUAAGGCUAUGAAGAAAGCAGAAAAGGAACCUACACCUAAAAAGAUAAUUUUACCUGAAGUAAAACUUGAAAAUUUCAUAUCUGCCUUGCCUGAUGAUGCAGAGGAUGACCUGGCAGGUAACAUAGCAGACCUAGAGGACCGAGGGGCUGUGGAUUUUGGUGACAGCGAUUUGGAUUUGGAUGAUGUCGAUGAUGAUGAUGCAAUGUCCAGCAGGAUGAAGUUUGGGGAGCAUGAUGAGCCAGAACAACCCCUUUGGGUUUUGCCCAUGUAUUCCAUGUUGCCUCCUGAAAGGCAACAGAUGGUCUUUAAGCCACCACCAGAGGGAACGCGACUGUGUGUUGUCGCAACAAAUGUCGCAGAAACCUCCAUCACCUUACCUAGUAUUAAAUAUGUUGUAGACUGUGGGAAAGUUAAAGAAAAGGUAUAUGAUCAGGUAACCGGUGUGUCAAUGUUCCAUAUCACAUGGACUUCUCAAGCUUCAGCCAACCAGAGAGCAGGUCGAGCUGGCAGAGUAGCACCAGGGCAUUGUUACCGUCUUUACUCCUCUGCAGUAUUCAACGAUGAGUUCCAAAAGUUUUCUCGAGCAGAGAUCCUACGGCGUCCUAUUGAUGAUUUGGUGUUGGUGAUGAAGUCCAUGAACCUUCCAAUGGUCAAUUUUCCAUUUCCUACCCCUCCUGAACACUUACAGGUACUCCGUGCAAUAAAAAGACUGUUGACCUUAGGUGCACUGGAAGAACGGACAGGCCCAGCAGUUGGAUUACGUCUUAAAAACAAAAGGGCUAAAGUCAAUCGUUCUAAAGAUAUGAGUUGCAUUACAUCCCUGGGAAAGGCCAUGGCAGCAUUUCCGCUAGCUCCACGAUAUGGCAAAAUGCUUGCACUGAGUCACCAACAUUCUCUCUUACCAUACACAGUUGCCUUGGUAGCAGCUCUUACAGUACCUGAGGUGCUUAUAGAAACUCCACUUGACUCAAAAGCAAAUGUAAAUGACACACAGAAAAGAUGGCAGAAUUUACGUUUAUCAUGGGCCGGCAGCGGUAAUUCCCGAAGCCUGGGAGAUGCCAUGGUAUUGCUUCGAGCUGUUGGUGCUGCCGAGUACCAGGGUGGAGAACGGCAGUGGUGUGAAAAUAAUGGUCUUAGAUACAAAGGAAUCACCGAGAUACGCAAAUUGCGUCGGCAGUUGACCAAUGAAAUCAAUCUUAUUAUCCCAUCGUGUGACCUUGUUCUUGAUCCUAAGAUGCCACCUCCUACUGAUGACCAGGCUCGGCUUCUUCGACAAAUAGUACUUGCUGGGUCAGUUGACCAUGUUGCACGACGAGUGGAUGAUUGGGAACUAAAGACUCCUGAAGACAAAUUAAAAUGGAGACAUGCAUACAGAACACAAGACAUGGAAGAGCCUGUAUUCUUGCCACGAUCAUCAGUAGCCCGAGUUGACAUGCCUCAAUGGGUUGUUUAUCAAGAUGUCUAUGAGACCAACAAAAUGUUCAUGAGGAAUGUGACGGCUAUUGAACAAGAAUGGUUGGCAGUCUUUGCCCCAAGCAUUUGCAACUUUUCACCACCUUUGGAGUCUCCUGAGCCUCGCUACGAUGCUGAAAGAGAUCAGAUUGUCUGCCACCGAACAGCCACAUUUGGUCCAGCAGCAUGGGAGAUCUCGGAAGUGGAGGUAGAAUAUCCUCAUAGCAAAGACCUUUUCAAGUGGGUGGCUUAUUGCUUCUUACUAGGCCAUUUGUGUUUGCCUCUCAAGAAUUUUGUCAAGCACUUGUAUGAACCCAGGACUCUAGUGAACCCAGUUGCUAUAAGAUUUCGUGAGCAACGGGAACACCUCCUUCGUGCACUAAUGAGCCAGGAUAUCACAAACCUUGCCAAGUUGAAAGAAACGUGGACGCACGAUCCAAAAUUUUUGCUGCGUGAAUACUUGCAGUGGCUACAAAAUGAAGACAUUAGAGGAGAAGUCAUUAGAAUAUGGCCACCACUUGUUCAGUGUCCAGAAACAGACUGGAGUUGAAAAGUGAUUUUAUGUGUAAUUUAUAAAAGACUUUUUUAUUCAUAAAUUGUUAAAUAAAACUGUUGGCACUCUUACUUUCAUUAUGUUCAAAACUAAUUUCUAUAUGACUUUAUUAUAGUACUGAUUAUUAAUUUCUUGUCAAAUCAUGUUUCUUGUAAAUAAUAUUUAAUGAUAUUUAUUGUU